Pestalotiopsis fici W106-1 is the source of this 2244-nucleotide messenger RNA. RefSeq lists its product as uncharacterized. The transcript has a single exon. The record is from RefSeq and is a predicted model, not a curated record. Gene Ontology annotation, molecular function: zinc ion binding; DNA-binding transcription factor activity, RNA polymerase II-specific; RNA polymerase II cis-regulatory region sequence-specific DNA binding. Gene Ontology annotation, biological process: regulation of transcription by RNA polymerase II; DNA-templated transcription. Gene Ontology annotation, cellular component: chromatin. Bases 1 to 2244 code for a protein of 747 amino acids. NCBI's taxonomy places the organism in Eukaryota, Fungi, Ascomycota, Sordariomycetes, Amphisphaeriales, Sporocadaceae.
AUGAAGAUUUGCCUUACGCGGUAUUACAGAGACCUCCUAUCCCGCCAUCAACGUCUUUCCCAUUCUGAAGGGGCUGCUACCAAUGAUGUAACACCCAGUCAGCUUGAUGAGAGCGUCCCCGAGAUCCAAAAUAAGUCCAGACUCCCUGUCAAUAUCGAAACAUUUGCAGCUCAAGAGCUGCAAGAGCUCAACUACCUGCCCAACGCGACGACUACCACAGCCGUCGCGCAAGAUGGCCAAGGGCCAGAAAACAGAGACUUUUCAACUCAAAGUAUGAGCUGGAUCCCGCAACCUCUUGACAACGAAUAUCAUGUGAUGCCAAAUAUGAUGCUGGAUUAUGGCAAUAUUCCAGAGAGCCAAUUCCUGUGGGACAAUUUCCUCAUCGCUGAUCAACCUGCUCCAUCUGAGUUUUUUGGGACAGAUACUGCAACUAUGAAUCAGGUUGCUGGUCCAUCUCAGCAUGUCCAAUCGUCUUUUCCAUUCAAUCAAAUGUCAUCUCAGCCGGGCUUUCAAGACAGGAAUCCAUCGAGCCCAGUAACAGAUCAUGGGCAGUCCGACAACUUGAGACUACGUUUGCCGUCACUUGAGCCAGCUAUUCAACCGCCAGAAGAACACGCACGCGAGCCAAACCGUGCUCCAAAUCCGAAACCAUUCGUUGUUGUCAAGACCCCGUGGAAAAUUUCCACUGAGGACUAUGUCCGCAUUACAGAGAGAUUAUCCUCCGCCAAUCCAGGCCUGUUGCACUCCAGUAACUUUCCAUCACGGCACACAUUGUCGCGUUAUCUGGAGGGCUAUUUCCGAGGCUUCCAUGAUCACUUUCCGUUUCUCCACAUGACAAGUUUCUCUGCAGUAUCCCUUGCCCCCGAGCUCCUCUUGUCACUUGCUGCUAUGGGUGCUUUCUACCGCUUUGAGCAUUCGCAAGGCCAUAAGCUGUACCUCUCUGCCAGGAAGGCUAUCGAUAGCAGGAUUGAUGCGAUCAGAGCAGAGGAGGCAGCAGGUACUCAAGGUACUAAGAGUAGCGGACUUCCUAUACUGCAAGGCCUUAUUGUCCUUCUGACACUAGCAUCUUGGGGCGACAAUCGCCUUUCCCGCGAUGCCAUGUCUCUUUCCAGCCAAGUGGUCAUGCUAGCUCGGGAUCUUGGCAUCAGUUCACAAGAAAAGGUAUCUGACAGCCCAAGUUGGGAAUCUUGGAUCAUGGCCGAGGAGCGCUGUCGUACCCUCUGGUCAGCUUACUCGCUGCUCACACUGCAGAACAUAAUCAGCGAUAUGACUCCCAUGGCACUCAAUCGAGAGAUAUCGAUGGACUUGCCUAGCUGCAACUGUGUUUGGAGAGCACAGAACUCAGUAGAAUGGGCUCAAUACAAGGCAGAAGAAACACUAUCCUUUCCCAAGGUACUGCGAGACUUGUUAUCAGGAGUUCCCAUUCAUCAGAAGAAACUUAUUUCAUCUUUCGGCAAUUAUGUUCUUAUCGUCGCCAUCAUUCAACAGGUCUUCCUGGCUCGAUUGGGAACAUGCCAACUAGAUGACUCGGAGAGUCCACUUGGAAAAGAGUCGAUCCAAAUCAUGGAGACGACUUUGCUAUUGUGGCAACAGUCGUGGGAGGCGACAUAUGAGUCCACACUAGACCCGUCGUCUCCAAAAGGGCCCAUGGGCUUCAAUUCCACGGCACCCCUACGCUUGGCCUAUAUCCGGCUGAACUCGAAUGUGAGCCCUGCCAGCCGAGGUAUCUACGAAGAGACUCCGUGUGGUAGCGACGGAUUCAUGAAGGCGUUUCAUAAACCUUUGCAUAGGUCAUCACAUACAGACCGCGCUGUACUGCAGUGCAUCUAUGCCCUCAGUGUUCCUGUGCGAGUGGGGGUCGCAUUCGUUGCUCGAACACAAACGCUUCACUGGAGCGCACAGCACGCCAUAUGCACUUUGGAGUGUGCCUUUUUCCUCAUACAAUGGUUGAGGUCACUGUCCACGCGUGAAGACGGUGAUGUAUACUACAAUAUCCGACUGGGUCUCUUGAGACCCGAUGAGCAAAGACUCUUGGAUAUGCUCAUUAGCCUAAUUAGAGAAACCGACAUGGCUAGUACUGUCGAGUAUCCUGGUCCACAGCAGAUUAUUGCAAAAGGUCUCAUUGUGGCAGUUGCUAAGCUGUGGGCUGGAACAAUUGAGGGUCUGCAGGUAUUCGAGAUUGUACAGAAAGUUGGAGAACGAUUGCAGGCACUAUCUGCAUACUUGCAGGCAGAGAGGAUAUGA